Molecule: messenger RNA, 1557 nt
Organism: Ectocarpus siliculosus
Lineage: Eukaryota; Phaeophyceae; Ectocarpales; Ectocarpaceae
Source: the annotation of a GenBank genome assembly
AUGCUCCUGCGACCGCGGCACGUGUCGGCACCGGUGCCGAUCAUCGAAGAAGAUGGGAACAAGAAGAAGGCGCUGCUGCCGCCGAUGGCGACGAUCGCUGAAGACGGGCUCGGCGUCUUGCCGAUGCCUCCGACAGAGAAAGAUCGCAGAAAACGCAUUUUCAGGCGAUCAAAUCUCAAGCUAAAGCUGCACCUCGGUGGCUUCACCCGUACGCGAAGGAGGGCAGUGCUGGCCGCUUGUGGUGGCUGGUGCUUGCUGUCGAUAGGCGGCGCGUUCCUGUUUAUCUGGUUCCGAGCCGUGGCCAUGGCGAGGGUGGCCUCGUCGGCUAGUAGUAGUGCUGCUGUCGACCGUCAAGGCGGCAUGUUCACGAUCGUGGUCAACACUUUCGAGAGACCUAGACAGAUGGAAGAGGCUGUGCGACACUACGCGAAGUGCCCAAGCGUGGAGAGCGUCAGAGUUGCGUGGUCCGAGCCCUCCCCCCCGCCGGACGCGACCACGAGCCCGCUGCUUUUCGAUCAUCCGAGGCCCGUGAAGAUACACGCCUACCCGACGACGAGCAUCAACAACAGGUUCAUGCCACCGUCGGACCUGAUGACGGAGGCGGUCUUUGUCGUGGACGACGAUAUCGCUGUACCCUGCGAGCACCUCCUGUCUGCCUUUAAUACCUGGCAACAGCACCCGGACACCUUGGUGGGCUUCUUCCCUCGCUCGCACUCUUACCAGCCGCCAACGGCGGCAGGGGUGAAGGAGGACGGGGGCAACGGCAACUGGGAAUACCUCUACUUUUGGAGGGUGCUUUGGAGCAUGGAGUACAGCAUCAUCCUGACCAAGGCCGCCUUCGUGCACGCCAAGUACCUCGAGCUCUACAGCAGUGGCGGAGGCGAAGGUGGUGGUGGUGGCGACGUCACGGAAACACAAGAACGACGCCGUGAUGAUAGCGCCGGCUCCGCGUGGAGCGAGGCUACCGUCCGGGCCAUGGUCAAGACUCGGGCCUACGUGGACUCCCACCGCAACUGCGAGGACAUCGCCAUGCAGAUGGCGGUGACCUCUGUGUCGGGGCUGCCUCCCGUUGCCGCCUUCGCCCCCGUGGUCGACGUCGGCCUCUUCGGAGGCAUUAGCAUCGGAGAGGGCAGCGGGAAGUGGUGGCAAGCCCCCCACGCCAAGAAACGCUCGAGGUGCCUCGCAGAUCUCCGGGAAAUUUUCUGCGACGUCGCCGACGAGCCACUCCUGCCGCCACCGCCUUUUCCAGACAACAAGGAGCAGGGAGCGACAGACAGACGACGACCACGCACACGUCGUUGCGAGCCCUUGAUUCGAACCGAUCUCUUCGCCUCGACACCUCGCGCCACCGCCACCCCUUCCAUCAGAGGGGGUGUCCGUGGGAGGGGGGGGGAUGGUGAUGGUAAUAGUAGUAGAAGCGAUUUGUCGCGACUAUCGCGUUGGGGCCUGGCCGUGCGGGCUCCGACUCUGGCGGAGUUUGUCAGCGCGGACAUGCUCCUUGUCCCUGCCAAGCUCUGGAAGUGGUUCGCAAAGGAUGACAUCCGGGGUCGUCGAUGA